Desarmillaria tabescens is the source of this 471-nucleotide messenger RNA. RefSeq lists its product as uncharacterized. The coding region runs from base 1 to 471 and encodes 156 amino acids. NCBI's taxonomy places the organism in Eukaryota, Fungi, Basidiomycota, Agaricomycetes, Agaricales, Physalacriaceae. The transcript has 5 exons. The record is from RefSeq and is a predicted model, not a curated record.
AUGUCCUCUGUAUCGUAUGGUGCUUGGUAUAGGAGAAGCCCUCCUGCGAGUAAGAAGGCUAGCGUCCAUAGGGCGCAGUAUUCUGAGGAGCUGAUGCGGUGGGAGCAUGAUGAUGCUAGAAGCACCCCCGUGAGUAAGAAGGUCAGCGCUCGUAUCGUGCUGCCUUCUACAAGGUCUGGUAGCAGAGCCCAUGACAGAGUCCUAGUGAUGUGGUCCCUGGCAUGGGAUGGUGCCGCAUGGGUCAUGAAUGAUGCAGAUCAGUCACGGUCACACCUCCUUCUCCAACCACCACCAGCCACUAUCUUAGGAUCUUGGGAACACAGAGGUGGAACAGCCAGAGGAUUAGGCGAGGAAUUGGCUACGUUACGACCGAGGGAAAAUGUUGCACGAGACUUCUUCCCCUUGAUCCCUAUCGCUACCGACAAGGAAUACAUACUAGUUGGCUUCGUUGAGCGAGCGGAGAACACCUAG